Thalassophryne amazonica is the source of this 7296-nucleotide messenger RNA. RefSeq lists its product as uncharacterized. The record is from RefSeq and is a predicted model, not a curated record. The coding region runs from base 43 to 5463 and encodes 1806 amino acids. NCBI's taxonomy places the organism in Eukaryota, Metazoa, Chordata, Actinopteri, Batrachoidiformes, Batrachoididae. The transcript is spliced from 7 exons.
CUCUUCCCAAACGUGAACGCGGCCGGAGGAGGUCGGUAGAAAAUGGCGAGUGUGUGCAAAAGGCAGCAAUGCACAAUCGACAGGCGCGGCUUUCGACAGGAACUUGACUCGUGGAGGCACAAACUCAUUCGCUGUGUAGGUUUUGAAAGCAUUUUGGAGGGUUUGUUUGGUCCACAGCUGGUAGAAGAACUAAAAUUAUUUAAGGGUCGUGGGCCUGAGGAAGGGUCAGACUGGUCAUUUGAUGAAAACUGUCUAUUCUGCUGUUUGAGACGAGACAAAGUAAAGGAACACUUGCUUGCCUUCAGCAAGGAGGUGCUUGAAGAUACAGCCAAACCUCUCCUGGUUAAAGAUCAGACUGCAAUUACCAGACUAGAAAAACAAACUGAGGAUUUUCUUCAUGCAGUCUUCUGCAGAAAAGAUGUGCCAAAUGUGUCAGACCCACACAUUCCCAUAGUGGCUCGAGAGAUCCUUCAGAAAAUGAUCCGGCAGUUUGCCACAGAAUAUACCUCAAAAACCAGCUCCAUUCAGGACAGCUGUCCAGAUUCUAAGCCUCGUUCUGACCAAAGCCUGCUGCCACCAUCCUCCUUCUCAGGGGCACCGCCUUCUACCAGCUCUGCUUCCUCCCCAGCUUCAUCGGCACACAAGCAGAAUCCGGUCCUCAGCAAGCUUCUCAUGGCUGACCAGGAUGCUCCUCUUGACCUCACUGUCAAGAAACCGCUGGCUGAGCCCUCUGAACAAGAUGGUGUCCUUGACCUUUCUGUCAAAAAGAAUCGUUACAGCAGCAGCCUGUCUGUCUGUAGUCCCUGCAUUUCUCCACCUGCGUCCAUGCUCAAACGUGACUCUCCAGACCUCCAUGUUGCAAAGGAAAAAGACCUGCAGUCCACAUCCACACUGGAACAGUUCAUGGCCAAACUGUGUCCUCAUCAUCAGAGACAGAUGGUUGAUGCCAUAAGUUUCCUUCAGAUGGAGGUGAAGGCACUUGCGUCCUCCAACACACUUCAAGCUGCUAACGCUACCACUGUGGUCCAGGCACCUGCAUGUUCCACUGCACCAGCUAUCGUUGUGAACCCUGAGAAGUCGUGUCCUGAGCUGAAGUUACCCACUGAAACCAUACACAAGUCAGAAGCUCAAGACAUGGUCAUUUCGGUUCCUACAAAUUUAACAGAUAAUGUUCCAGAGACUGCAGUUACGCUGAAAACAUCUAUUGCUCCUGGUCCACUUUUGGAUAUUUGCAAGUCUGGUUCAGGGAACAAGCAGCCUUCAGUGGACACUGAGAACCGUCAGGAUGGUCACAUACCUCUUAAGAUGAAAAUCAUGAAGACAAGCAAUGUUGUUGAUGGUAACAAGUUGUCCUGUGUGCUUACCACUUCUCUUACUUCUAACUCUGGCACUUUAGAGGAAAGGCAGGGUAACUCGGACUCAUCCAACAAAAUUGAGACUCUCAGUGCUAGACUGAGCUCUUCUGUGAAAAGACACAGUCAGCCUUGUUUUACACAUCCAGCCAGAGAGAAUGACACUCUGGGACAUGCCAAAGAUACACCAGCAAGAGCGUUUUUAUCUCAUGUGUCUGUUCUUUCAGGCUCCCCGCGAACAGCCAGAAAGUCUAUCAAGGCCUCCACUGAUCAUCAGACAAGGGAUUCUAGAAACAGAAUCACAGUUGACCCUGAUCUUGGCAACUGUGACAUUGUUUAUAUUGACAAACCAAUUACAGAGUGUUUCAGGGAAAAGCGACGCAACAUGUUUCCACGGCGUAAUGCUAGAAAAAGCACGAGAGGGCACCUGUACAUUGAGGAAAUGUGGGAGUUGAAAACUGUUCGCACCCUGGCUGGUCGUAAUGAGAGAGGCAAUUGUCCAAAUCCAAUGCCAGAGCUGAUCACACUAGUCACUCCUAAACAAAUACUAUCAAAACCAGACGGUGUACCACCUGUAGAUAUGCCUUUUGCUGGAAGUUGUAGAGAAAAAAAUAAUCAACAAAUACCCACAGAUGAUUCUGAGGGGGUUAUACCAGGAACAGGAGAUGUGGUGCAGAUGGCAGCCAGUGAAGCCGACCUUGUAGUUGAAACAAGUCAGACAGAUCAGUGUCAGAGCAAGGAGCAGCCUGCACUGACAUCACCAAUAAGCGCUUCAUCAGAGAGGAAAGAAACAGAUAUAAAUGCAGAACUACUGGAGAAUUCAUUUACAGAUUUUGACCAUACAGACGGGACUGGAGAAAAUGUUGGUCAAGCUACUUUUGAAGCAGAAAAUGUCAACAGUCCUGAGACCCAAGAUGACCUGCAUGAAAGUAACGAGCAGGUAAUCCCAGAACAGGUAAUUGACCCGUCAGAGAACGCUAUGCAAGACGUUGAAUCCCAGGAUUUAUCAGAGACUGUACAUGGUGGAGAGCUGAGACAACAGCAGACUAGUCCGUUAACUGUUGUGAAUGCAGAAGAGAAGGUGACAAAGGAACAGGAAGCUGAGAGAACAGAAGAGGAGCAGUCUCAAGAGGUUCAGCCAGAAAUGCAGAUGGACUGUGAGAACUUGACAGUGACAGAAACAUCCCACACCACAGGAGGUUCAGUGGAUGAGGAGACAGUGAAGGAGGCAGAAAUUAAUGCAGUUGAAGCAGUUGACAGUGUUGAACCUCAGAAUGAAGAUGCUGAUGAAUUUGAUGUCUCCUCAAAGACACUUGAUGCACUCUUGAAGGAAUUACCCCCUUGGCGUAGGAAGAAGGGUACUCUACUUUCUUUGCCAAAGCGGUUCAGGCAAACAGAAAGUAGUGUUGUGGGCUAUUUUAAUGGUAAACCCAUAUCUGCAUCUGAUAGAAGUCUACGCCAUAGAACAAAUAAUAGUACCACACCACCUAAAAAGCUCCCAGUGAAAUCUAGUAAAAAUGAAUCCCACAGGGUUUCUGGUGAUUCAUCUGGUGAAUCUGUAAAAACAUUUGAAAGUACACCUCUGUUACCUCUAGUGACUGAAGAGGCUCCUGAUAAAUCGAGCCCAGUAGCAAAAUCUCCUUCAAAGAACAAACAAAUCCAAAAAGAGAAGAAAAUUCAGACAGAUCAUGACAGUUUGUCUGUACAUCCUGAUCAGCCAGUUGAUUGUCCUCCCAGCAAACGCCACCUUAGGUCAGCUCAACACAAACUAGAAGAAAGUCUUGUAUCGCCACUCACCCAUGUUGUUGCAUCUUUUCCAUCUCCAAAAUCCCCCUCUUCUGAUGCACUUCCAUCAACAGAUCACCUCCCAUCUCUCUCCUUUUCUUCAUCUCCUCAAAGCAUUUCAUCCCCUCUUGCAGGCCCUGAACAGUCCCAGGUCAGCACAGCCCCACUGACUAAUUCCAGUGUGGUAGAAGCUCAUUCAGAUGCACAACAAACUGAGAUUGAAAGCAGACUGCAGGCCAAACAGAAACUUAGAUCUGCAAAAGUUGAAGCCGAUGCCAGUAAAAAUGGGCAACAGCUUUGCAGUGAGGUAUCAUAUUCUGUAGAAAAUCAAAGUCCCAUAAAAACUAAAAUGGAAACACAGAUCAUGCCAUUAAGAAGUAAACGCAUUCUCCGGAAAGACGCAGAAGCAAGUGAUUUGCCUUUGCAGCAGACGACAAAUGUAACCACUUUAGAAGACAGAUCUGUUUGCGGUGAUGACAGCAAUUCAUUCAUGUUGAGUAAACCCACAAGAAUGCCGUUAAGGAGUAUGAGCGGAAAAGCUGAAAUACCUCUCCAGUCUCUACCGCAGUCACCACCUCUGGACAGCAAGAAAUUAUCUUUGAGAUCACAAAAACUUGUCAUGUCCUCUGACAGCGGGGUCGCUGAAAACCUGAGUGAUACAGCCUCAGCUGCCAAAUCAGUUUCAGAAAAAAUGUCUAAAACUAAGGUGAAGCCACCAACAGUCACGUCUGUGACGUCCCACAACUCGGCCAUUCCUGUUACCACAUCCAGAGCCGGGCCCCAAAAACAAACUGCAGACAAGUUCUUAGAGCUUCUGAAUAGAGAAGAAAACCAAAACUUAAUUGCAAACCUGAACAGUAAAUAUGAUAAAAUGCAGAAAGGCUGGGUGCAGAUAGACAAAGAGGGUCAACCAGCAACAAAACACAAAAACAAAGCAGACAGGCAGGCAGUUAUAUGGAAAACUAAACGCAGGGCACGAAAACAAAAAUCUCCAGACCAUAAAUACUCACCAGUUCAAAUGCUCUUCAUGACCAGCUUUGAUCUUUCAAGUAUUUGCCGCUGGUUCCUUGAAUCAACUGAAACAAAGUCUCUUGUCAUCGUCAAAAAAGUUAACACACGACUUCCACCAGAAACUCAGAUGUGUUUCCACAGCACUUCUGGUGUUUCGGGGAUGUCUCAAGGAGUGUUUCCAAGCCUCCAGGCAGAGCGCUUAAAGAAACACUUGAAAAAAUUUGCCAUUGCUUCUCCCGUAAAGAGCAACCCCAAGAGUCAGAAACUAAUUGCCAAAGCACUGGAGCAAGAGUCAAAUGCAGUCAAAGCGAAAGAGAGGAGAGAGCCCUCUAACAGCGAUCGGUCAUCCGCUAAAUCAUGCUCCUCCUUUGCUGAAUCAAAUGUGCAAGUAGGUGAAUACCAGAAAUCCUCCAGUAAGUCAAAAAAUCCAGCUAGUGCAAGAAUCUUGAGAAAAUACUCUCAUAUCCGAGAGAAGAUGCAGGUUCAGCAGACCAAGGCCAGGCUGAAACGGAGCUCAAAAACACUGAAAGCCACCAAUGUGAAAACACUCAGCGCCACAAAGUCUGGCUCCAAGUCAAAUCCGAAGCGGUCCCUGAAGGCAAAGAAAUUAUCCCUGUCUGUCAGUAAGCGCAUGAAGGAGUCUACGGAAAAAGCGAAAAAGAAGCCACUGACUGGCAAAACCACUACCGUGCAUCCUGUGCAAGAGAAGGCCAGGAAGGCUCAAAGCAGCAGUAAAGUCUCUAAAGCACUAUCAAAAAUUCAACUGCCUAAGAGAUGUUCUCAACGACUGGGAUCCCCUAAAAUGUCUCGACAAAACAUUGCAGUCACAUCCAGGAACAAGAUGGACAAGAAACGAUAUCAUACAGCAAAAGCAGAGGUGGAAAAGUGUGCUGCAAGUAAAGGGCAUGCAAUAAAAAGUACAAAGGAAUCCUCAAAAAGUCCAGCUGCCGAUGAAAGGAAUACAGAAAAUGCUACUGCAAAUGCCCAGCAGGGUGCAAAUACCAAAGCCCAGAUGUCAAAUGACCAGGUGCUGACCAGAUCCCAGAGGAAAAUGGAGACGUGCGUUUCAUUGAGCGAAAACCCCUCUUCUACAUUGAAGAAAUCCACAAAGUCACCGACGGCAAAAAACAGACCUCUUAAACCAGUCGGCAAGUCUAAGGAACCUGCAACAAGGCAGGCAACUUCAAAAUCCCUUCCAAAGAAACAUCAAGCAGCGGCAGUAUCACAAACUACACCUCGAAAGUUGUCAAAAAAGAGAGCUCAAGAAUGUUUGGAUUCCCCAGCAAAACGCACCAGGACAUCGCUGGCAAAAUAGACUUGUUGAGAUCGUCUUCCUUUGAAAGACUUAGCAAAUUUCUUUCAUCUGGAGUGGAAUGGAAAAUUCUGGAAUGGAAUUUCCAUCUGGAAAAUAUCAAGUUGUUGCUCUCUUACCAAACUCUUUAAGAGUAGCUUUGCAGGAGGGGAGGGUGGACCGGUUCUCUGCCUGGAUGGUUGCCAUCCAGAACCCAAGAAGCUUCCGUCACAGGGCAGCACCACCUCAUGCUCCCAGACUCCACCUGAAGCAAAUAUGUGAAGUUUUAUUUUAAAAUUCAGUCAUGCUUGAAAAAAAUGCAAAUGUGAUGGAUUGUGUGCUGAGCGUGAACACACCAGUCCUCUAUGAUGUACGUUUGACUUAUGUCUCAGCACUCUGACACAAUCAGAUAUAAUGUCGACAGACAAACCUCCAUUAUGAACGUAUCUGUAACAAAUCUAAGGCUUUGAUGACGGCUGUAGUCAAGGUGACAGUUUUAUCCUUUAGUUUGGCAGGUUUUUUUUAGUUGCCAGUUUUGGAUCAAGUUUGGAUAAAAUGUAUUUUCUGAUUUGAUAUCGUCUUCAGAGGGCACAGGCGUCAUUGGGGACAUCAGAUCAGUUUCAUUUUUGUUGACAGCUUGUAUUUCCAGCCUGUCUUCCAAACACAUUGUGAAUUUGUGAAUUGUGACCAGGUGCCUUAUUUAUGAAGUGUUUAAAAAAAAAAAAAAAUUGCAUUGAUUGUGUUUCUAAAUGUGAAAACUGUCCUCUAGUUUUCAGUGACUAGAGAGACUGGACAUUCAUUGUGCUUCACUGUGUGAGCGCAAACUGUUUCCGUUCUGCACCGUUUGCGCGUAUUGUGCUUCAUCUUUAAAUUCUUUAUGCUGGCCGAGGUGUUUUAUUUUUGUAUUAGCGUUUUUCCAGAGCAUUAACAUGAAGAUAGUUCCUAUAUGUACUGGUUGUUGAUGCAAAUUGAGUUGUUUAAAUGCACAGCAAGUCUCUUUGUAUCGUGCUUUUAUUUAUGUUUAUGGUCCGUUUUGGUGCAGGAAUCAAAUGUACCCCUACAGUCACAUCUGAGCAUUACAUCUUCGACAGUAGCUUCACUUUGUGUAGUUUACCUGCUGGGAGAUGAUCACUCUGCUGUUUUAGCAACAGAGGUGAAAUCCAGACGAAAAAAAAAACAUUUGUCCUUUCCUUUAAAAAUCCAGAAUUGCCCCAUUUAAGUCUAUGCAGGCUAAUUUAGGGCUCAUCUUCAAGCAGUCAGUGAUGACUUUGGAACAUCAACUAUUGUGUCCAGUGAAGGGGGGGGCAGUGUGGAUGGUUUGUUCGAUACCCAUAAAUGUGUAAGCAUUAAUGUCACAUUACAGGCUUCCCUUGAUUAUUCAUAGGCUGGAUAUAAAGGGUUUUUAUUAUUAUUAUUAUUAUUAUUAUUAUUGAGUUGUGUUUCCAGGUGUGUUGCAGUUUAAUUGCAUUAUUGUCAUUGACUGGCAGAUGUUCUCAAAAUGUGAAGCUUACUUUCACACUUGUAAAUUACAUUGAUAGUAGCGUAUUGUCAGAGGAAAAAUACCAUUUUUAGCACAGUUAUUUCUUUUAUUACAAUCAUCUGUAAAUGCAAAACAUGUACAUCAUGUUCUUAUUGUUAUUUAAGAGCUCCGAGUAGAGUUUAGCAGAUCUAAAUCAGCCCACCAAAUAUCUGACUUGAACAUGUUUAUUCUUUACUGUUACUAUUUAAAGAUUUCAAUUUUGUCAAUUAGAAAGACAUAACUGCUUUAUUUGUGGUAAUCCCAAGAAUGAUGCCUCUUUAUGUUAAAAACUUUGUAUUUUGCUGGAGUUGAUAUAAAAAAAAAAGUCUAGAAUUUUA